AUGGCUGUUGCAGGGACCAUUAUCUAUCAAUAUUAUAAAUUAAUUUAUAUAUUAUGGCCUAUCGUUAUCAAUGGUAAAAGAUCCGUUAUAUCACAAAAUUAUUGUUUAAGUCUGUCAGUAUUUGAGUUGUGCUCGAAAUUCUGUAAUAUUAAGACAGUUGAAUUAAUAAAAAUAUUACAUACUAAAGACACGAUUGAUAUUCGAUAUAUCGUUAGUGCAACGCAGGAAGUAGAAGAUUGCAUUGUAUUCUGUAUUGAACAAUUGGAUUUGGUUAGAGUUAAAGAAGAACUCUUGGAAGCAAUGUAUAGAUUUAUAGAAGUCUCGGGAUUUUCGACGGUUCACAGUGUUUUGGCUCGUAAAUGCUAA
Messenger RNA from Funneliformis caledonium, 366 nucleotides. NCBI's taxonomy places the organism in Eukaryota, Fungi, Glomeromycota, Glomeromycetes, Glomerales, Glomeraceae. The record is from the annotation of a GenBank genome assembly.